GUGACAUAUCGUACAAAAUGCCUCAUGGAAGAUUCCUGUGAGACAACAAUACGCACGAUUAGCGAGUCCACAAUCGCUUCUAAGAAUGCCCGUGAUAUGACGCUAUGCGAAUUAUCUUCCUCGUUGUGUUUUACAUCAUUGUGGCAAAAAUUGCAGAUGGGGGCGGAAGUACCGCCACGAAGAGUUUAGGAAACAGCAUGAAACAGUUUGUUAGACAGAAAGGUAGAACAGCUGACGGAAUAUCUGUCGACGAUGAAAUGGCUCGAACGACAAAUAGGCGCAACAGACAAUUGUUACUGGCGAAUCGAAUCGGUGACUGGUCGCGAAUUAGAAAACUGUCAACGAGUAAUCUGAGACGAGACAAGCGAGGUCUGCGAACAAGUCGAAAAAGUGUCAAGGAUUCGAACGACGAGAUUGGGCGACGUCAGAAUUACUUCGACAAUGAUGGCGAUAACGAGGACGUUUACACGAGGAAAUCAGAAUACCGUUCAGUUUGGGAAGAUCCGGAGUCGAUUGACACAGCAUUUAAUGUGAAUCCUACGAGGGAUUCGAUGAUCACACAAGAGGCAGUAAGCAUCAAUCGAUCGUUGUUGAAGAGACCUUCGGGAAGUAACUUAAUGAGUCCGAGUAAAAGAUACUUUUUGAUACCGGUGUCCAAAGAUUUGUACGUUCUGAACAACGUUCGAGAUAGUUCGCGAUCGGACGAAAGAAUCAGUUCAAGGCCACAUAAAUUCACAGAAAGAAAUCAACAAUUGCCUGAUCACAAUGCGAAUUAUUUGUCUUCUCGUCUUGAUCCUCGUCUGUACUCCGAAAGAGGAAGUGCGACCAUUGCGGUAAAUUCAACGCCGUUGUAUCUUCUUAACUUCUUGCAUCCGCAUAUCGCCUUUCGAACGCGUUCUGAUGUAAUCAAUGUUACCGAAAAAUCCGAUCUCACUCUCUAUGAUUACGAUAGUAUUUAUUCCAUAGAUAAAAAUACUGAUUCAAACUCCGAAAUCACAUCUGAGAAUUUAUAUCUAUCGACGUCUUCUUUUAAAAUGUCCAAUUAUGAUGAAAUGUCUUUCGCGAAAGACUCAACGAAAUUGGACGAAACAAGUCAGUUUCAGUCAGGCAGCUGGAAUUACAAAAAUUCUUUGGAACGCGACGAGUUUGACAAAUUAACAACCGCGAGUUUCCAAAACAUUUUCGAUGAUGACAAUUUAGACGCGCCAGUUUCAUUAGAAAGUGACGGAAUGUAUUCGACCGAAGAUGAUGAGAAAAUAUUUGUCGACCUACCGCAAACCCCGCGGAACAGUUUGGAACUUUCAGUCGAAAAUAAAAAUACGAUAGACUUUAUGGACACCACUUCGAUUCGAUACACAUCCAAUUCCGCAUCCGUAAGUACUUACUCUUUGGUUGGUGAUAUCGAGAAGAAAGAGCAGUCUGAUGGAAAAAAUCCACAAAGUUUACUGACGGCAAUUAAACCAUUGUCUUCGGAGCUAGAAAAAUUGCUGAACGCUGUUAAAUUGGUCAACCAGAGCAUCAGAAACGUGCAGAACAGACUGUGCAACGAAAAUAACGUCGUCAGAGCAGCAAGGAUCGAGCGAGGUAAUGAUGAAAGAAAAACUACGGAUAUUCUAAAAUUGAGUGACAACGUGGAUCGUUAUAACAACUCGCUCUUUAGAAAAAGACUGAACAGUCAGCCUUGGAGAAAGAAACGUAUUAAAAACAAAAGUGUUACAAAUCAAACGAUUAAUGACACAAAGUUCAAGAACAAACUUAAUGGUUCUCUGUUUUUAAACAAAUUGAAGAAACAUUUGCCCAAACAAAGAAAGUUUAGUAACGCAAAAAUUGACAGAAGUGAUAGAAAUUUUCACAAAAAAAGAAAGAUAAACGCGAAAAAGUUUCGUAACUUCAAUGACGUCAAAAAUCACAGAUCACCUCAUUUGAGAUUGAAUAGAAACUUAAAGUCUUUGGCGAGAAAUGACAAACGAUAUUCGGCGCUACACAAUGCGAAGAGAGCAAUGCUGGGAGAAGUGCAACGUUCCGGUGAAGAAAAUGAACAUUCUACGAUGGAUCCGCAACUUCAAAAAGAAAUAUCCGCUUACAUGAACGUACUCGAAAUGUUGAGGACUUCAGAUUUUGCGCAAACUACACAGAAUGUAACGGAGUUAUUGUAUACAUCUAUGACUACGGAAAGUAGUCCUGCGACUACAUUUCUGCCGUAUUUUAUCGAGGAACCAACAACUACUGCUUCAAGCGUGACAACUGCGGGGAGAGAAGAAUUUCCCGAAUCAACCUUAUACGAAUAUGCAACGGGAACUGAAUUUGAGUAUUACGAUGAACGAAAUUAUACAGAACCGUAUGAAGAUUACGAGUACGAGGAUCACGAAGCCGCCACAUCCUGGUACGAUUACACGGAAACUACGAUAGCAAUACUAACCGUCGAGAUUACUGUUGAGAAAAUGAAUACAACAUUAACCGUCGCUAUUGAAGCAGUAACUGAAGCUCCCAUCACGAUUCCGACGAUAGAAGAAUUUACAACCAAAUCUACGAUGCUUUUAACACCAACUUUGGAAGGUAUGACAGAUAUCACUUUGAAAAUUACAAUUCCUCCAGUUGUCGAAACUUCAAUCGAGGAAACUGUUGAAAAAAUCACCGAAAGUACAACUACGACAACGGAAAUGACAUCAAGUCUUUUCACAAGUACGUCUCCGUAUGGAUUUUCGAUAACGCCAUUAUUCAUAACUUCAGAAACAGAGUGGAUUCCAAUUACAACUGUCAGCGUGUCAAUUGUAACUCCUUUGAUAACUACUCAAACUACGGAGACAACUAUUUCUGUGACUCAAAAGACAAUUGCGGUAACAACCAUAAGUAUGACCGUAAUAACGACAAAAUUCACAGAAAAAGAAAUGGAAUAUACCACUCCGUUUACGACACAAAGUUUAGCAACUCGCGGUCCAACACGUGCUACAACAUCUACGGAAAAGACAAGUGAAUAUACUUCAGUUGCAACAACUCCAAUUACUGUUAGUGAAAUUAUACAUGUUAUUACUACAAUCACAGGCUUGCCUACAACAUCAAAAACAAUUUUAACUACACCGACAGAAACUGUUAUGACGACUUUAACUCCAACAGAGGAAAGUACAGUAACGCAGAUUGAAAAAACCAUAACUGCGGAAGAAAUUACAACUACGGAAACCCCACCUACUGAAACUCCAACAUCUGUCGAAAAAGUAACAAUUUCAACAACUACAGAAAGUAAAACUGAGACAGGCACCAAAUCUAUAACACCUACAGAAAUCUUAACAACUACAACAAUUCCCACGAUUAUCGGGAAUUCAACAACUGCUCUUUCAACAAUUACGAAACCUACUAUCGAAACAACUACGGUUUCAAAAACUUUGAUACCUGGCAAAAUAACUACAGAAACGAGUAUCGAAACGUCAAUACCUACUGAAAGUUUGGCAACUACCAAAAUUACAACACCUGUCAAGAAAGUAACAACUACUACAAUUUCAACAACUACAGAAGGUACUACACCUACUGAAACGAGCACCGAAUCUAUAACACCUACAGAAACUUUAACAACUACUAAAAUUCCUACAAUUAUUGAGACUUUAACAACUGCUCUUUCAACAAUUACAAAACCUACAAUAACUGUUGAAACAAUUACGGUUUCAAAAACUUUGAUUCCUGGCAAAACGACUACAGAAACAAGUAGCGAAACGCCUACUGAAAGUUUAGCAACUACCAAGCUUACAACACCUGUCAAGAAAGUAACAACUACUACAAUUUCGACAACUACAGAAGGUACUACACCUACUGAAACGAGCACCGAAUCUAUAACACCUACAGAAACUUUAACAACUACUAAAGUUCCCACAAUUAUCGAGACUUCAACAAUUACAAAACCUACAAUAACUGUUGAAACAACUACGGUUUCAAAAACUUUGAUACCUGGUAAAACCACUACAGAAACAAGUAUCGAAACGUCAACACCUACUGAAAGUUUGGCAACUACCAAACUUACAACACCUGUCAAGAAAGUAACAACUACUACAUUUUCGACAACUACAGAAGGUACUACACCUACUGAAACGAGCACCGAAUCUAUAACACCUACAGAAAUUUUAACAACUACUAAAGUUCCUACGACUAUCGAGACUUCAACUGCUCUUUCAACAAUUACAAAAUCUACAAUAACUGUUGAAACAACUACGGUUUCGAAAACUUUGAUUCCUGGCAAAACGAUUACAGAAACGAGUAGCGGAACGCCUACUGAAAGUUUAGCAACUACCAAACUUACAUCUGUCAAGAAAGUAACAACUACUACAAUUUCGACAACUACAGAAGGUACUACACCUACUGAAAUGAGCACUGAAUCUAUAACACCUACAGAAACUACAUUAACCACCGAAACAAGUACUCAAAUUUCUUUGAUUGCAUCUACUACAAUAACUUCAAUUACUACCACAGUUCCGACUACAUUAUUAAUAACAUCAACUUUAUCAUCACUAAUUACAAAUAUAACGUUGAGUGAAACACCAUGUACAACAGUUUCAUUUUCAACAACGACAGAAGAAUUGCCAAUUUCCACAACAAUUUCUACUAUCGGAACGACAAUCAGCGAAGAAAUCUCAACAACUACAGAAAGCACUACUGUCACCUUUACUACAAUAACUGAAGAAUUGACUGAAGAGAUCACCAAUGUUACUUCCACACCAGUUACUGAAGGCACAUUGACAUCUGAGGACGUUACAUUGAUUUCUACUGAAAGCACUAUAUUUGUUACAGAAACGAAUAUCACAAGUGUGCCAACAACGACUCCUUUCACUCCUUUUUUUACUUCCUUACCUACUUUAUUUACAACAGAAUCGCCUGCAAUCACGUCAGAAAGUAUCUCCACGUUGCCGAGAACCACGUUGACAGAAGAGUUUACAAUCACAACAUCAACCACCGAGAGCGUAUCGAUAUCAUAUACAGAGAGCUCUUCAAUAAUAUUUACUAAAAAAACUGCCUGUCCUACUAUUUCAACAGCAGCCAAAGUGGCAAAAGCCGAAACAGAGUAUUACGUAGCCAAAGGACCUAUGUACGAAGAAGAAGAAUACGAAGAAUACGAUACUGAAAUACCAACUGACAGAUGGUACGAUUACGAGACCUACGAAGUCACGGAAAAGAAAAAAACAAUCGUGACACUAAGCACAAUAAAACAUACGAAACCGUCCAAGAUAACAAGCACAUUUUUUGAAGAAACAACAACGUCUCCGUACAGAACCGAAACUUCAGAAUUCACAGUAUACUCAUUAUUAUUUACUUUACCAACCAUGUCAACAUCGUCUUACGCAUACACCGAGGAGGAAUAUACUUCAUCCACCAUUGCGGAAACGUCGACCAUUGUCAAAAACUUAACGACAAUUGAGAUGGAAACUGAGUCAUUUACCGAAGAGAAAUCAACUACGAUGGAGAUAACUUUUGGUUCUACUGAAGAAUACACUCUUCCGUCUUCGACGGUUUUUGAAAUUAAAACGAAACCUCUGCCACUUGAAUACCCGACGAUUUCUCCCGAUUACACGGAAACAGAAUCCACGUCAGAAGUUUCGGAAACAAUGAGGAUUGCAAUAUCCGAACGAGGUCUUACGGAGACCAAAAUUAUCGGAGAAACUUCUGUCUUCGUCUCGUCGCUGCUAACGACAUUGUCGGAGAAAGAGGCUGUUGAAAAAUACACAACAACCACCGCGUUCUUAGAAAUGGAAACUGCUACCGAAACCGUUUAUGCGAUCGUUACUUUGGCGACGGAAUUGAUUACGGAAGAAGAAACUGUUCCGUAUGUCACGCCGUUUUUCACGCGGACAAGAACUGAAUUUGAAAUUACGGAGACCGUCGGCCGAGAACAACAGAAAGACCAGUUGUUGCAACAACUCGAACGUCUCGGGGAACACGAGAAAGAACUGACGGAGAAAGAAAAACGGCUGAGGGAAAAAGAGCGGCGGUGGCACAGAGAAAAGGAGGAACGCGAGAAAAUACUGCGUGAAAAAGAGGCGGCAAAGAGAACCACUGCCAGUACAACCGCGAGUUACGUUGCGACUGAAGUCGUUCCCAUUUUUGUUCCAACUUCAAUUACGACUUUGAGAUCUGGCCUGACUGAAGUUACUUUACGCACGAAGGAGAUGGAAACAAUUACAGAAGUAUCAACCUCUACUGCUUCUACCGAAGAGAUGCAUGCUACAAGUUACGAAAUCUUUUACUUGAGUGAACCUUCACUUACACCGACAUUUACCAGCCCGAUCGCAUUGAUCAGCGAGGAGUUUACUACCACUCCUUACACUAUUGAAGAACUGUACACUACCGAAGAAGUAGUUUACACCACCACAGAAUACGUACCUGUUUAUAGCGAGCUUCUGUUCACUUCGUCUACAACGGUGAUCAUUAGCCCGUUCGUUGGCGAGUUUACUGCUUCGCCUGUUACUUUCAGCGAGAUAUUUGAAGAAACUGGCGUCACUUUGCUUGCAACUUCUACCACGGAAGAAGCGUACACCGCAGCUUAUGAAGAUAUUUUAGGCACACCUUCCUUCGCUUCUUCGCCAACAUUGAUAUUUACCGUCUCAUUGGUCGGUAGCACAACUGAGACCAUUGGUACAACGACGGGGAUAAGAUAUGACAAAGAAUUAGAAGAACUGAGAGAGAAAUUGCGCGAGAAAGAACGGGAAUUGGAGGAAAGAGAAAAGAUAUUGUUAGAGAGAGAAGAGAGACUAAGGAAGGAUAUACUGGAGUUCGAGAGGUAUGUGAGAGAGUUUGAAAAAGAUGAAACGGAAGAAACGUUGAUCGCGUUGCUCACAGAACCGACCGUGUCGACGAGUUUUUCAACGCCGGUGCCGCCGAUUGAAAAGACCACGAAGCUAAACGAAGCAACAACGCAAGUUAAAAAGAUAACCACCGGGAAGAAGACAGAGUAUAUUUUUGAAGAAACCGUUACGCGGAAAGAAGAAAAGAUCGCGACGAAACGAAUUUGCUUGAACGUUCUGGAAAACACUACCAUUCCGGCGGAUAAAACGAGACGAGAUGUUGUAGCCAAGGAGAUUUGUUUGCCAUAUUUUCCCGAAGAGAAAAGAUCGCUCGGUCGAGCGAACAGAAAGCUGCUCGUUUUUCAAAGCGCGAAAGAAAUGGAAAAGUCGAAGCGAAGUUAUUUGUCGGAUCUCCGAUACAGAAGAAGAUCAAGAACGACAGCAGCUACGUAUAAGAUCAAUAAUUUGCAGCUGUUCCAUCACGAAUGGCUGAGCAACGAAACCACAAAAUCACCGCAACAUUUUAAAGGUUUUACAAGACUCUAUAAAAAACUACGAAGACCUGUUUUACGAAAUGGUAUAACUAACGGACAACAUGAAAAUGUCGCUGAUCAUUCUCUCGGAACGUCUAUCUGCGAACGCUGUGUUUUUGAUCGUCACGAAAAUUUCAUUCGGUCGACUACGUCUGUGUUGAAAGAGAACAGGAAGAGAAACGCUUUUUUCGAACACGAUUUGAAUUCGGAAAAUAAGAAUUUCUUCAACGACGACGAAGGGAAGGAGAAAAAUAAUUUGACAAUAGAGGAAAAUCAAUUUUUGUCGACAGAAAAUAAUGUGAUAGAUAGUUUGAAACAUAAAUCGACAACGGUGAUCGAGGAGGAGGAGGAGGAGCGAGAUGAAGACGAGAAUGGAUCUUUCACAGUGAAUGUGCUGCGUCUCGGUUACAACAAGAACGAAGAGACGCACGAAUUAAUAUCCGCCAAGCCAAGUCUGGACGAAUUAACGGCAAUUAUUUCUGAGUCGUAUGACGACUAUGUAGUCAAUAAUAAAAAUUAUGUGGAAGAGGAACACGAUAAACCGUUCGACACUGAUAAGAAAACGCAUCAGGCGGAAGAGAGCGACUACGCCGAAGAUUAUAUUGAUUACGAAAAAGAGCCGCGCGGAGAAGCGGUAACGGAAUUCUUGAACCAAAUGUGGCCCACGGAAAAGAGCACGACGUAUCACUUGGGCGGUACCAGAUUUUGGACGCUGGAUUUCGAAAUGACGGAACCACCGCCAGCUGUAUUUAGCGUCACACCUGAAAACAAACCCGUCGAUAUGUUGGCAACGACAUGUCUUUACGUCAUCGUCAAAAAUGAUAAUCGCGCGGCGAUUACGAAGCGAAACUUGUACAGUAACGAAACGCGGAAACACAAUAGUUCCGUCGAAAAGCGAGAUGUUAGCUUUCCAGACGCAAUCGAAAGAAUCUCGAAUCAAUCUGGUGCGACGAUGAAAGAUCCAAAUCUCAAAUCGCGAAAAAUGCACAAAACAAAAUAUCGCGGAGAGAAAAAUACGAGACGUAGCGAGUUGUCCUCAGCGCGAAUUGUUCCUAUCACUGACGAUGGAGAUUCGGUAAUAGCGAAGAGUCGCAAAUUGUGCGGUGUUAACGAGAACAAAUCGAAACAUCAAAUUGUUAAACGCAAAGACACCGCAAAGACCACGCGAAAGAGUAAAAAGAAGAAACAACUGGCACAAUUGCAAACUCAACGGAACGUCGAUUCUUCAAAAGUUUACACAAACAGUUGUGUCUUGAAUAAAAAAAAAUCAAAUAAUUAUCACAAAACAAUGACUGUUGAGACAAACCGUCAUUUAUCUCAAUUACGAACAAGUGGCAAGAAAAAUGUAGCAAAAGUAUUGACGCAUCCUAACAAUAUCGCCAACCGCAAUGAUAAAUCAAAACCUGUAUCGCAAGAAAAAGAAAUCCACGAUUGCUCGUAUUGUAUUUGCGACGUCGCGAAUGUGAUCGACAACAUAAGAUCUAUAUUGGACAAAGUAAAUUCUCCACUAGACGAGAUCAGGACUCUCAACUGCAGCAGAUACAAAGACACUCAGGACAAAAUAAUAAUCUCAAUGGACUCGAACGUGGAAGAAACUAAGUUGGAGUUUCCGCAGCUGCGUUACAACACCGAAUCGCUGAAGGGUCAAAAAUAUAUCAAACUGGACGAGUUGGAGGACAGUUUCAAGAGCGAUUUCGAAUUCGCCAACGAUCACGAUAUUUUUUCACUGCCCGGUCUUAGUCUCAACUUACCCUGCAAUCAAGAAGGCGAUGGUAUCACCUGGCUGUCGAGUAUCAGUAGACCGAGAUACACCUGGAGAAGAACGGAUGGCAUUGCGCUUUUCGGUUUCGUGUCGGAGAACGGCGACUUGGAGUUGCGAAAUGUAAACGCGAAGGACACGGGGAAUUACACGUGCGUCAUGACGUACAUGAGUCCCGACAAUGAGGAACCUGUGGAAGCUACUUACGAAGUUCACUUGCAAGUUAUCACGUUGCCGAGAUACACCGUGCACGGCGAGAAUCGUUAUCACACACGUUCGUGCGACGAAAGGGAUCUUGACGUGCUAGUGACGUAUCUUCCAUUGAAACUGAAUAGUGUUAUAUGCGAAACGGACAUUUGCAACGCUUACGUCUUAACGCCCACGUGCUCCCGAAACCAGAUCGCAGUGAAUGUGCUGUUGGUGCCGUCGCGUAUCGUCAAACUGAUGACGGUCGAUCCCAAACACUGCAAUGUUUUCUGUCUCAAAGCCAUUCAGGAUAAACUCUCGCUGAUACUGGGUAGAAAUUUGCAAAUCUUUCUUGGAAAAACUAUUAUUUUCAGAUUGCCUCAUUACGAGCAGAGAUUGGUGCCGGUCGCCGAAAAAUCGUCAUUUGGAAGAUGGAAAAGAGGAAAGACCAACGGGAACACAUUUCGCGAAGGAUUCGGCAAUAUCGGCCUGUUCUCGAGCUGUCCGGCUGGUUACGGUCUUCGCGGUACACGUUGCGUUCCUUGCAAUACGGGCACUUACAGCGAGGACGGAAUAUCGCACUGCAAAAAGUGUCCGCCUGGUACAUACCAGCCGAAUCACGGUGCCAGAGUUUGUCGCUCGUGCACCAAUCCACUCACGGAAGGGUGUUCUAAUAUGCUAUGGAAUUCUUUCUCCGCUGUUAUGAUAACUCUAGCAAGUUUUAGCGUGAUGAUAUUUACAUUUUUGUUGCUGCUGUGGAUAUGUUGCUACUUCAAGAAGAAAUUUUGCAUUAAAAAAAUAGCUACUGCGAUGUCCAAAGAAAAGGAAUAUGUAGAGGAGCGACCGUUAACGAAGGACGUGAGUGAAAACGAAGAUCAACAAUGGGACAGCGAGCACAGAAUCAAAAACAAGAAGGGAAAGUUUUAUGUAAAUAAAAAGCGUCGGAAGCAAAACGAAAAGAGAAAAUACGAAAAGAUGAACACGGAAUGUGAAUGGGAAUCGCAUCGUCUUAAGAAUAAGUCAAUUGUUUGUCCGGAUUCUUAUCGGUCUCACGAAGAAUUUAAUAACCAUUAUCCGAAACACUCUUAUCGUAAGGGACCUCAGUUGCCGGAAUGUGAUUUUGAUACAUAAUAUAAAACGUGAUUUACGUUAGAAAGCACAUUAUGAACAGUACGUAAGAAUAAUAUUUUGUGUGUGUAUGAGAAGUUUGUACAAAUAGAUUUAACUCUCUCUUAGCUGAGAAAAUAUAUGUAACAAUUACAAGAGUAUGUUCAAUUUUGACAGCUCUAAUUAUAUCUGUUAAGUAAUUU
This is a messenger RNA of Pseudomyrmex gracilis, 10549 nucleotides long. RefSeq lists its product as uncharacterized. The transcript is spliced from 15 exons. Lineage: Eukaryota; Metazoa; Arthropoda; Insecta; Hymenoptera; Formicidae. Bases 105 to 10370 code for a protein of 3421 amino acids. The record is from RefSeq and is a predicted model, not a curated record.